CCUGCCCCUGUCUAGCAGAUGCACCGUAUGUGACGCCAUAGCAGCUGCAAGUGCGUGCCCGCGCAGAGGUGCCAGCGACGGUCUUGGUUGGCGAGCCGAGGCCGUCCCUGCAGCUAAUUCGGUGGCCACGGCGCUACUUGGCCUGCAUUUGUCAAGAGCCACUCACCUGUUGGCUCAUACCUGCUCGCGGGCAUGUCGUGCGGGCGCUCUGCCAUGGCCUGCGGCCGAUUGGCGUCCCGCCUUGCGGGUGGAUAUAAUAAACCCCGCGGCACGCCUGCCCCUGUCGUCACUCCCGCCAGCUCCCCGGCACCAGCAGCUGUUUCAACCGCCCCCCACACUCUCCGCCGAGCAUCACGACAACAGCACCGGUGCUACAAGUACUACUCCCCUCGGUCUCGUUUCGGAACCUCCCCUACGCAGAACUCAACCACCACGCCGGUAGACACACCUACGCGCACCACCACCAUGUCGUCCGCCGCAGAAGCGACCAAGGCCCACGAGGCGCUUCUCAAGCGCAACCCCCACGGCAACUUCGGGGCCGUCGAGGCCUCGCGCCCGCCCUUCGACGCGGCCGCCUCGCUGCGCUACACGCAGACGCCGCAGCCCGGCUGGAAGCAGGGCGGCGGCGCCAACCAGUUGCAGGCCGUCGCGCCAGCCGACCACAUCACCAUUGCGCCGUACGAGGAGGGGCGGGCGGCGCACCUCAACUACAAGCUGCUCAUCAGCGCCAUAAUCCCGCGACCUAUCGCCUUCGUGUCCACGGUCGGCAAGGAUGGGUCGGGCGAGGAGAACCUGGCGCCCUUCUCGUACUUCAACAUGAUCAACCACGACCCGCCCCUUUUCGUCGUCGGCUUCGCCAGCCCGUCCGAGGGCGCCGCCGCCAAGGACACGGUCCGCCACCUGUCCGAGACGGGCGAGUGCGUCAUCAACAUCAUCUCGGAGGGCUACGUCGAGGCCGCAAACGCCGCGUCGGUCAACGCCCCCGGCGACGCGUCCGAGUGGCUCAUCUCGGGCCUGACGCCCGCCCGCGACACGGUCGACGUCAGGCCGCCCCGCGUCAAGGAGGCCAUCUUCAGCAUCGAGGGCAAGGUCGAGAGCCUGCGUGAGUUCAAGAGCAAGGCCGUCGCCGGCAAGACGUCGGGCACCAUGGCCGUCAUCGAGGGCGUGCGCUUCUGGGCCCGCGGCGACGCCAUCAGCGAGGCGCGGGACAUGAUCGACCCUGCUGUCCUCCGUCCCAUAAGCAGGCUUGGCGGCAUCACCUACGGCCGGACCACAGAGGCCUUUGAGCUUCCCAGGCCAGAUUUCGAAAAGGACGUGGGUGGACAGGAGGGCAUGGCCAAGCUCAAGGACGUUGCAGCAGCCAAGAAGUAGACCUCUUUUGUGAGUGGCCUCCUACACAACGCCGCAGCAUCAUAAACUGCCUACCCAUAGAAAGUCAGCAAUAGAAAGAAUAAAGAAAUAAAGAUUCAGCAAAACUAAGCGGAUCG
Messenger RNA from Gaeumannomyces tritici R3-111a-1, 1487 nucleotides. RefSeq names its product flavoprotein oxygenase. Lineage: Eukaryota; Fungi; Ascomycota; Sordariomycetes; Magnaporthales; Magnaporthaceae. The record is from RefSeq and is a predicted model, not a curated record. Gene Ontology annotation, molecular function: FMN binding. Bases 193 to 1371 code for a protein of 392 amino acids. The transcript has 2 exons.